This is a messenger RNA of Leishmania braziliensis MHOM/BR/75/M2904, 1071 nucleotides long. RefSeq names its product putative eukaryotic translation initiation factor 3 subunit. The coding region runs from base 1 to 1071 and encodes 356 amino acids. Gene Ontology annotation, biological process: cytoplasmic translational initiation. NCBI's taxonomy places the organism in Eukaryota, Euglenozoa, Kinetoplastea, Trypanosomatida, Trypanosomatidae. Gene Ontology annotation, molecular function: RNA binding; protein binding; translation initiation factor activity. The record is from RefSeq and is a predicted model, not a curated record. The transcript has a single exon. Gene Ontology annotation, cellular component: eukaryotic translation initiation factor 3 complex, eIF3m; cytoplasm.
AUGACGUCCGCCGUGGACCUCGAGGGCGUGGCGCUUCACGGCCACAUGAAGGGUGUGACGAUGCUAAAGUUCAACCGAGACGGUGACCUUCUCUUUUCAUCUGCCAAGGACACGAACUGCAGCGCGUGCUGCUGGCAGGUAAAGACAGGCAAGCUACUCGGCUCCUACACGACGGUGGGUCAAGUGGAAGGUCGCACGUACGACCCGGCCAUGGUGGCGCUAGAUGUGAACCGUGAGUCCACGCUCUUGGCGACCGCCAGCGCGGGUGAGGAGGUACUGGUGUGGAGUGUAGAGUCUGGUGUCCUGCUCGGCUCCGUGAGCCGUAGCCUGUCGUCGGGCGCCAGCGUCGGCUUCUCUCACGAUGACACGCUGAUGAUGGUGGCCACAAAAGGCCGCUCUAGCACGAACUCGGCGAUCCAGGUGUACAACGUACCCUUCACGGUACCUAAGGCCGGUGAGGACAUUGCCCCUGUCAAGACCCCCUUCACUACCUUCUCCACCUUCGAGACCCCUGACACCAUUACGUGGGCUGCCUGGGGGCCGACGAACGAGACGAUCUACUAUGCCGAAGGCGGCUACAUGAACAUUCUCGACGUCGAGGCGAACAAGGUAAUCCGAAGUCGCCAGAUCCACGAGGAUGAGAACGAGGUGAUUAACCGCUUCAGCUGGGACCCCAACUAUCUCGCCUUAGCCACUGCCUCCACCGACAAGACGUCUCACCUCAUAGACUUCCGCGACCUGGCCACCAUUCAGGUGUACCGGAGCGAUGUCCCGGUGAAUGAUGUGUCGAUCAGUCCAAACGCUGACCACGUGAUCCUCGGCGGUGGCAUGGAUGCCGCUGCUGUGACGACACAGGGUGGGCAGUCCAUUUUCGAGGUGAAAUUUUUCCAUAAAGUGCACGGCCACCAGCUCGGCCAGCUGCGCUGCCACUUCGGUACCAUCAAUGCCAUGUCAUUCCACCCUGAUGGUCGCGGCUUUGCCAGCGCUAGCUACGACGGUCUCAUCAAGAUGUACCGCUUCGGUGACUCGUACGAGGGUACACCUGGUGCGCAGCCUCUGUGGACGCUUUAG